AUGGAAAUUCUGAAAGUGCUCCAGACGCGGGACAAAAAGUACCGAACAAAAGUGUCCGACUUCCGCGGUUUCUCGCAGAAUCAGCGCAAAAUCCAAGACGAGCUAGAAUGGCUCGCCCUUACGACAACCGACCAUCGAGACGAUACCGUUUUACUUAUCGACGCGGAAAGUACGAUGUCGCGGGAGCAGGCAAUGUCUGUCAAAAAGUUUGACAAUGGCCUCCGCGAGCUUUGCGUUCACACCGUCGACAUGCAGAUUGUGAUAGAGCCGCGCAUUGCCCUCGAUAACAACGAAGUGGUGCAGAUCUUGCGCGAGCGAAAUCCCUUCGUCAAUUUCGUCACGGCCGCGAAAAUGCCCAUCAACCCUCAGCCAAAAGGCGAGAUUAACGAAUUCCAGCGACUCCGGUUAGAAUCAGUCGGCGUCGAUUAUACCGAAGUCGAGGAGAAUUACAAAAUGCUGGCCGAGCUUCUCAUUGAUCUCAAACUGCCAGACAUGGAGCGGGUCAGUUUUUUGAACAAAAAUGGACUCAGCAUUGAUCACGUGAAACACUCGAUGAACCAGUUCAAGCAGCUUCAACUUGGCAAGAAUAUUCCAAUGGAAAGAAAUGAUAUUCUUGGAAUCAACGAAUCAAUGUCCCUGCCGCUUCGUCUAUCAGACAUGCUCAUGUACCGAUUCAUCCUGGAAAACUGCGACGAAAGCGAAUUCGACUUUCUCGAACGAAUGAAAGUCUUCUCUCCCGUCAAAAAGCGCGUCAGAAUCGAUGGCGAACUCGAAUUAACCCAACUUUUCAACGCGAGCUGGACAGCUCCGAUGAGAAAACCGCUAGAUUUCUAUUUGCACAUGGUUCUCCGGCGAAUCAUUCACCGCCAAAGCCGGCAGAAGAUGAAGGACCGGAUCAGAAGAGAGAAGGGAACCGAGAAGAACGAAAUCGACCCCCAUUUGCUCAAAAUCUUGAGAAAGCAUUUAAUGUCUGCCCAGGUUUCAACGAAUACAUGA
Molecule: messenger RNA, 996 nt
Organism: Oikopleura dioica
Lineage: Eukaryota; Metazoa; Chordata; Appendicularia; Copelata; Oikopleuridae
Source: the annotation of a GenBank genome assembly